Rattus norvegicus (Norway rat) is the source of this 2606-nucleotide messenger RNA. Lineage: Eukaryota; Metazoa; Chordata; Mammalia; Rodentia; Muridae. The record is from RefSeq and is a predicted model, not a curated record.
CAGUAACUCGCCAAAAUGACAAACACUAAAGGAAAGAGGAGAGGUACUCGGUAUAUGUUCUCUAGGCCUUUUAGGAAACAUGGAGUAGUUCCUUUGGCCACAUACAUGCGAACCUACAAGAAGGGUGAUAUUGUAGACAUCAAAGGAAUGGGCACUGUUCAAAAAGGAAUGCCCCAUAAGUGUUACCAUGGCAAAACCGGAAGAGUCUACAAUGUCACCCAGCAUGCCGUGGGCAUCAUUGUGAACAAGCAAGUUAAAGGCAAGAUUCUGGCCAAGAGGAUCAAUGUGUGGAUUGAGCACAUCAAGCACUCAAAGAGCAGAGACAGCUUCCUGAAGCGGGUGAAGGAGAACGAUCAGAACAAGAAGGAAGCCAAAGAGAAGGGCACCUGGGUUCAGUUGAAGCGCCAGUCUGCAUCACCCAGAGAAGCCCAAUUUGUGAGGACUAACGGGAAGGAGCCUGAGCUGCUGGAGCCCAUGCCAUACGAAUUCAUGGCCUAAUGGACAAAAAGGAAAUAAGGGACCUGGACUGCAAAAAAAAAAAAGUUAUUCUAGGGACUGAAAAGAGGGCACAGCUGUUAAGAGCACCUGCUGCCCUUCCAUGGGACCCAGGUUCAGUUCCCAGCACCCAACAGUGACUAACAACUGCCUCUACCUCUAGUUCCAGGGAACCUGACAUCUUUUUCUGGCCUCCCCAGAUACAAGGUACAUGUUGUGAACAUGUAUGCAUGCAGGCACUCACACAUAUGCACAAAUAAAAGUAGAAAUUAAAAGGAGAUUGAAAAUGGUACAAGGAUGGUUUAUUUUGGAUAGGAAGGCCCGAAAGCCUCUCUCGAGAUGGAGGGCUGGUUUUGUUGUUGCUAUUGCUGCUUUGCUUGUUUUGUUGCUGUUCGUGUUUUUUCUUGUUGUAGCCUUUUUUGCUUUGCUGUUUUUAUUUGCUUGUUAAGACAGGAUCUUGCUGUGGAACCCAGGCAGGCCUGGAUUCAGGGUCUUCCUGCUUCCUGCUCCCUAGUGCUGGGACUAUAGGCAAGAACUCCUAUCUCCCAGAAGCAGUUACUCUUACAAGUAAAAGCCUGAAGAAAGGGACUCCUUCAGCCCUGUGGCUAUCAAAAACAUCCAGGAAAAGAAGGCAGUCAGUGGAAACCCACCAGUACUCCCAGCAUGGAGGGAAUGUGUAACCAAGGUUGGAUGAUUCAGAUUCAGAUUCGGGGGGGGGGGAGGAAGGGUAAGGGGGAGAGAACUGGCUCUUCUGGGGCUGUAAAAGGAGAACACAGAGGGGCCUUAAGUAAGGAAUCGAAUAAUCUGUCCCAUGUAUUCAACCCAUCACACUCACUUCCAGAAAUGAGGGGCAGAAGUCAAGUUUCAAGGAGAAGGCUGCCACAAUAACUCAGGCAAAAUGUGACGGUGGCGCAAGCAAAUGGAGCGGUAAGAAGUGGGCGAAUUAUGGCUAUGUUUUGAAAGUGGAGUGGACAGGCCUUGCCAAUAAAUUAAAAAUGAACGAGGGGGGGAAGGAUCAUCACAGAUGCCAUCAAGAUUUUAUCUGAGCGAUGGGGGAGAUGUCACUGCCGUUGAAGAAUAAAGGAGCCGGUUCCAGAGGCAGAAUGAACUGGGCUGGGCCUGUAGUAGCCUGAACUAAUACUGUGGACGGUCUAUCAGACUGUGGCAUAGGUGGGGUGGGGUUCAGAGGUGUGGACUGGAAAGCCACGAGAAUAGAGGUGGUAUUUCGAGGUCUGAACCCGAAUGAGACCCCAAGAAACAGGGCACAGAGAGAAAAGUCCAAGAUUGAAAAGGGGUGGGUAACACUUAGGGACCUAGAGGUAGGAUGAGAAGCCAGUGAAAUAAUGCCGAGAAGCAUAGCUGGGAAGGUAGAAAUAAAACCACGAGACUCCCUCAAGGCUAAGAGUAAAGAGUCUAUUAGAAAGGAGACAUUGAUUACUAGCCAAGUUUUCAUUAGUUCUACUUGGAAAGGUCUAUAGUUCCAAGAAAGUGUGUCACGGGUGACUCGAUUUAGAUGGAAGGCUCAUGGAACUGACGUUUAAGUUGAAGGUUAAAGGAUGAAGCCCAGUGCUGCUCACCCACCUGGUCUUCUUCCUCACUUCAUGCCAGCAGUGUCUCUGGUCAGCUGUACAUACAGUCUGCCUAUGGAUCUAUAAGCGGCCAUCUUCAUCACAUGUACCAUCUCAGAGAGCAGAGCAAGGAAGAAGCUUGGAAGACAGCCCUAAACACGAAUAGAUGUUCAGCCUGGCAUUUUCCAGUGGGACAAGAAAAACAGCCUUUGCCAUCCUGGCAUGUGGGCACUUACCUGGGAGAUGACGCAAGGGAAUCGCAACUCUGAGGUCAGCUGGAGCUGCAAAGUGGGACCAUCUUAAAAAUACAGGAAAGGAAAAAAGAAACACUCAACCCCUUUCAACCUGAGAGUCACUGAGAUAUGACUUCCGGCAGUAUCCAUUUGUCCCCUCAACCUCAUUCAGGGGCUCCUCCUGCGGUUGGCUGACUAGCCAGCAGUGAGCAGACCUAGAUGCUACCAGUAGUUGGGGUCACUAUUUGGACUGAGUACAUCCACAUUCUCAAUGUUGUAUUCAAUAGUGGAAUAAAAGCCACUUAGACUG